CUGCACAAUCGACCUUCCCAGACCGCCUCUCCGAUCGCUAUCGCUGGCAGUCAGUCACAAUUGGCGGGGCUGGAGCAGCGGCUCACCGCGCUCCGAGCCGGCCAAACCCUUGAUAUUUUGUGCUCGGCACCCUGCAACUUUUUUUUUGGUCCUGUGCAGAUGGUUGCCAGCGAGAGAUUUACCUCCCCAGCCUCGUGCCUCUUCCCCAGUGACAACCCCGCGAGCCCGCCUUCAACCUGGCGGCGUCGUGAGAAAGAGCCCACCCCGCACCAUCCCCUCUUCUCGACACGCGAGGCUCGAGCCCGCCCGCUGAGAGCUCAAAGAUGCGGUGGCCCUGGUCCGGCUGGACCGAGAAGGAAAAGCCAAAGGUCGAGGAGCGCCGGAUCCCCGUGAGCUGGACUGACAGCCUCAAUGCCAUUGACUGGGACCACUACAAGGAGCCCAGAAACUGGGUGCCAACCCUCCUCGUGACGUCCACCGUCGUCUUCUCCCUCCACAUCUACCGCUCCUACAUGCGCCGCAUCCCCGGGACCAGCUAUGUCCGCCCAGACUACUACAGAAAGCGGUCCCUUUUUGGCCGCGUGACCAGCGUUGGCGAUGGCGACAACUUUCACCUAUAUCACACGCCUGGUGGGCGUAUAACGGGCUGGGGUUGGCUGCGUAGGGUGCCGACCAAGAAGACCAAGCUGAAGAACAAGACGAUACCAAUCCGCAUCGCCGGCAUCGACGCUCCGGAAGGUGCGCACUUUGGCCGUCCUUCGCAGCCAUACUCGGCCGAGGCUCUGGCCUGGCUCACCAGCUACAUCAACGGCCGCCGGGUUCGCGCCAAGAUAUACCGGCGGGACCAGUAUGACCGCAUUGUAGCGACCGUGUUCACCCGGAAGUGGUUCAUCAAGCGCGACGUGGGACUCGAGAUGCUGAAGCGUGGUCUCGCGACGACAUACGAGGCCAAGACAGGCGCCGAGUUCGGCGGCCUCGAGGCAAAGUACAAGGCCGCGGAGGCCUUUGCCAAAGAGCGCAAGCUGGGGAUGUGGAGUGGCAAGCCUGCCGACUUUGAGAGCCCGCGCGACUACAAGAACCGCAUGAUAGCCGAGGACGCCGCCAAGGAGAGUCAGCCGCCAGUCCCGCCAGUUGUGUGAGCGCAGUGAAGAGUCCUGACAACAUGCGUGGGCCCUCGCAUUGUGGAGAUCAAGCACUAGCCCUGGCGUAUGGAAUGUGGCCGCAGCUAUUUCCGUCGAAACAAAAUAUCUCACUUUGUCAGGGGGAGAUAAGUCAGGGUCGUUCACGUCACCCAAGCUUCAGCAGCAUGGUGAGAUGGCGCUUUGAAGCCCGUGAUUGUGAGCGGUGCGUGGGAACCGUGGCCUACAUGUAUUAUGAGCAAUGCCUUACAUAGACGACGAUUAUGAAUUAAUGAAUUUAAGCGCGAGCAAUGAAGCAGUUUGUGCCCGCCGGCCUCAAGUGAGAAGCCUUGACAGGUAAUUGUCGUUCAUGCAAGCACCCAUUCAGACGCUUCGU
Microdochium trichocladiopsis is the source of this 1515-nucleotide messenger RNA. RefSeq lists its product as uncharacterized. Lineage: Eukaryota; Fungi; Ascomycota; Sordariomycetes; Xylariales; Microdochiaceae. The transcript is spliced from 2 exons. The record is from RefSeq and is a predicted model, not a curated record. Bases 324 to 1139 code for a protein of 271 amino acids. Gene Ontology annotation, cellular component: mitochondrion; cytoplasm.